Messenger RNA from Rhodofomes roseus, 1465 nucleotides. RefSeq lists its product as uncharacterized. Gene Ontology annotation, molecular function: protein binding. The transcript is spliced from 6 exons. The record is from RefSeq and is a predicted model, not a curated record. Lineage: Eukaryota; Fungi; Basidiomycota; Agaricomycetes; Polyporales; Fomitopsidaceae. Bases 47 to 1291 code for a protein of 414 amino acids. Gene Ontology annotation, cellular component: nucleolus; preribosome, large subunit precursor. Gene Ontology annotation, biological process: ribosomal large subunit biogenesis.
AGAUCCUGAUCUGCGCACCGUCAUUUUCUCUCGACGACCUCUCGCCAUGCCUCGAUUCUUCACUGGCGACGAGCUCGGCUCCGUCAAAUCUGUCCGUUACUUACAGGACAGCGUCGAAAAACAAUGGAAACCGGAGGUACACAUAAUCUCGAGCACUCCAGCUGAGGCAAGGCCUGUACCCGUGCAGAAGCUUGCCUUCUCCGUCGUCGGAACAGACAAAGUAUUAGCUGCAGCCCGUGGUGAUGGCUCUGCGUCAAUAUACCGCAUCCAGGAGGACGAAUCCGUCUCUUCUGUUGCUGAAUGGAAGGAGGCGCGGCUGAAACCUGGGCAACGCUACGUCGGGUUGUCGGUAUCGGAGAAGCGGGUAUUCUCAUGUACAUCGAACGGUGCGCUGCGUGCGACAACCCUAGGAGAAGGGGACUCUGCACCGUCAGCGCAAACCUCUGUGCUACCUAUGCGGCUAUGUGAGUGGAGGCUCUCACAUGACGCACAGACGUUUGCGUAUGGGGGUGAUGAGGUAGAGUUGUCCGUCUGGGAUACCGAAAGAGCCUUCGCUCCCCGAGAUAAUAUCCCUGCCGAUGCCGAGAGCAAAAAGAGGAAGAGAGGCGGCGAACUGCUCCCUGGAGAAGUCUGGAGAGCAAAAAAUGUACCCAAUGACGGUCUAAGCCUGCGGCAGCCUGUCCAUAACACCUCCCUGACAUACCUCCAACCCUCAUCUUCCGCCUCCUCACAUCACUUACUUGUGGGAACGCACCAUGGCCACGUACGCCGGUACGACACCCGCGCCGCGCGCCGGCCGGUAGCCGACUGGAAGGGCAUCGGGAAAGUCGGUGGAGUCAGGAUGGUUGAGAACGGGCUCGCAGAGCACGAGGUAUUCGUCUCAGAUAACGGCUCGAACCUCUUUGCUCUCGACCUCCGCAACGGACGCGUCAUUUACGGGUACAAAAGUAUCGCCGGUGCGGUGUCCUCCGUCGCACACUCGCCCUCUGUCCUCGCCUCCGUAGCGCAAGACCGCUUCCUCCGCCUGCACAGCACGUUCCCGCCGCCGAAGGAGCCCGGGCAGCAGCAGGAGCACAAGGGCGAAGUCCUAGACAAGCUGUACAUGAAGGCGGUACCGACCGUCGUGGUGUGGGAUCAGAGUGCAGAUGCCUCACAAGCAGUGCAGGGUGCCGAGGAGGCAGGGGAGGAGGCGGAUGAUGACGAUGAUGUGUGGGACGCGAUGGAAGACGUAGAGGACGAGGAGACGGAGGGUAGACGGAGCGGGAAGAAGAAGAGCAGAACGGCGGAAUGAAGGUCCCGAGAACUCGCCUCGUUACGUCGUUAUAACUCGGUACUUAGCUUCUUGUCUCACGUACUGCCCAAUCUCCUGAGCACCUCGGGGGAUCGUCUCGUCUUCGCCAUCUCCUUGCCGAGCGCCUCGAAGCAGGCAGGGCUCAAAACUGUUGGGCCGCGCUGGCCACAUGCC